Messenger RNA from Lytechinus variegatus (green sea urchin), 1264 nucleotides. RefSeq names its product putative nuclease HARBI1. NCBI's taxonomy places the organism in Eukaryota, Metazoa, Echinodermata, Echinoidea, Temnopleuroida, Toxopneustidae. The record is from RefSeq and is a predicted model, not a curated record. The transcript is spliced from 4 exons. Bases 133 to 1179 code for a protein of 348 amino acids.
CGCAACUCUGUUGCAGAAAAGAGAUGCGUUUGAUUUCUAACGCAUCUAUCAAGCGCAACUCUCCUCGAUCAAACGCAACUUUGCGUUUGAUCAGUGAUCAUACGCAAGUUGCAGUAAAUCCAUAGCAACAACAUGGCAGCCAUACUAUUAGCAGAAGCUGAGGAAGUGCAGCCACGUCCUGGCCGAGUGAUAAGGGAUAGGGACCAGCCCCUCGACUCUCUUUCUGAGACGCAGUUAGUUAAGAGAUACCGGUUCGGUCGCGAGGCAAUUUUCUUUCUAAUUAAUCUACUCACCAAUCAAAUCGCACCAACAACGGAACGCAACAAGGCAAUCCAUCCCACACUACAAGUUUUGAUAAGCCUGAAUUUCUUCGCAACCGGAUCGGUCUUGGAAAGUGAUGCAAAUAUCCAUGGCAUUCAUCGCAGCACCGUGUCUAGGAUAAUCCACAGGGUCUCUGAAGCCUUGUGUGGUCACAAGAGCCAGUUCAUCAAGUUCCCCAGGACUGAUGCUGAAACAGCCGCCAAUAUUCAGGAUUUCUAUAGAAUCGCAGGCUUCCCGAGAGUGGUAGGGGCUGUUGAUGGCACGCACGUGUGCCUACAUGGCUGCCCAUUAGGCCCAGAUGAAUACGUUUACACCAAUCGAAAGGGCAGGUCUUCCAUCAACGUCCAAUUGGCUUGCAACGCAAAAUUCCAGAUAAUAAAUGUCGUUGCGAGAUGGCCGGGGAGUACCCACGACUCCAGGAUUCUUCAGAAUAGCAGACUGUACCGCAAGUACAAUAAUGGAGAACUGAAAGGGAUCAUCCUCGGUGACUCUGGUUAUCCCUUGAUGACAUGGUUAAUGACCCCCAUCCUUAAUCCACAGACACCAGAGGAACAAGCCUACAACAAUGCACAGUGCAAGACGAGAUCAAUCAUCGAGCAAGUGAAUGGACAGCUAAAAAAUAAAUUUAGAUGUCUGCUCGGCCAUGGCCUACAAAUUCGACCAAAUAGGGCCUGCAACAUCAUUACUGCAUGCUGCAUAUUAUUCAACAUUAGUAAAAGAUUCAGACAGCCAGCAGCAGACGAUAAUGAAGAUGACCACAUGAUCGAUGACAACAUGGAAGGAGAAAUCAACAGGGAAAGGGGAGAUGCAGCGGCCAUCGCUGUCCGGGCCCAGAUCGUACAGUCUUUUGUUGUGUAGUAUAUCAUUUUUUCAAUGGCUUUAUCAUUAUAUCAAUGCUGGGAUUUAUGUAAUGCCGUAAGCACUAAUAAUUUCCACCCCCCCC